GAUUAAUUACCAUGUGGAGAUCACGACUCCACAUCACAUCUUACGCAACAACAGUUAAUUAAAGAGCUAAGUUUUCCAAGUUGAUCUUCGUGUCUAUAUUACUUUUAUUGCUGGCAGACCAUGCUAUAUACAUAUAUAUAUAUAUACUCUGACCCUUCCAAAUAUAUAUUCGUAGAAAUUAAGGUGGAAAAAAAAAAAACACAAUAUGGCUGCAACCAACAAACUGAGCACUACUCUUCUUCUCCUCCUUGUGAUUGCAACAGCUUUUGUGGGACUCCAAUCCGCAAAUUAUGUGAAAGCACAAAAAAUUUGUCCACAAUAUUGCUUGGACGUGGAGUACAUGACCUGUGGGUCUUCCUGUGAAAGGCUUGAGCCCAAAUGCAAUUGCUGCUUGGCUCCAGAAGGCUGCACUCUUCACUUGGCCGAUGGAACUUCUGAGUACUGUGGAAAUACCACAUGAAUCCUAUCCUAACUAUAUAUAUAUAUAUAUAUAUAUAUAUAAUUCCUUUCUUAAUUAAUAAUUGUUAAAAAUAAUGGGAAGGAUUUGAUGCAGAAUAAGUACACGUGAUCAUAAUGAUCAUGUGCAGUGAAUUAGUAAUAACAGUGGAGACUUCAUUCUCUCUCUUUGUAAUGUGUUGUAAUCUGUAUACAGUUUACAUAUUUAUUUAUUAUUUGUGGUAGUGUUUAACUUUA
Messenger RNA from Morus notabilis, 693 nucleotides. RefSeq lists its product as uncharacterized. The record is from RefSeq and is a predicted model, not a curated record. Lineage: Eukaryota; Viridiplantae; Streptophyta; Magnoliopsida; Rosales; Moraceae. Gene Ontology annotation, molecular function: serine-type endopeptidase inhibitor activity. The transcript is spliced from 2 exons. Bases 206 to 460 code for a protein of 84 amino acids.